GUGGAGAGAAAGAGUUGCAAAUAUGUUAAAUAGAAACAGUCAAAUCUGGAUGCUUGAAAAUGGUCGAGACAACACACAGUCGUUACCCACAUCUCCCACCCUCCCAGCAACCCUCCCCCUUCAAAAUUCUUUUUACAAUCAUCGCAUUAUUCCCCAAGGACCUCAGGUCAUAGAUGGGACUUUUGUAACUGUGGGUGGUCCAAAAAAACGGCGUGGAAACUUACCUAAAGCCACGACUGCCCUACUUAAGGACUGGUUGGCAAAGCACAAAAAGCAUCCCUACCCGACUGAAGAAGAAAAACAAGGUCUUGCAAAAGAGACCAUGCUGAAUUUACAGCAAAUUUCUAAUUGGUUUAUAAAUGCAAGAAGGAGGCAUUUGCCCCUUAUGUUAAAUUCGUCAAAUUCUAAAAGCACCGGUAAUGACCUAGAUAUAUAUCCGUACAAGGCUGCUGAAAAAGCUGAUG
This is a messenger RNA of Racocetra persica, 464 nucleotides long. The record is from the annotation of a GenBank genome assembly. Lineage: Eukaryota; Fungi; Glomeromycota; Glomeromycetes; Diversisporales; Gigasporaceae.